Messenger RNA from Pantherophis guttatus, 3466 nucleotides. It is a transcript of the gene GCNT3, whose product is annotated as glucosaminyl (N-acetyl) transferase 3, mucin type. Gene Ontology annotation, molecular function: acetylglucosaminyltransferase activity. Gene Ontology annotation, cellular component: membrane. The record is from RefSeq and is a predicted model, not a curated record. Lineage: Eukaryota; Metazoa; Chordata; Lepidosauria; Squamata; Colubridae.
AAGCCUGCCAUCCAGAUAUGAGAAAGGACUUUCCUUCAGAGCUCAGGUAAACCACCUGUUUCCAGGAGAUGCUGAUUGCAGCAUGAGAGUGUUGAAUCUUCCAGAGGAGUUUGGAAGCAGAGGGUUGGAUUUCAAAAGCUGGAGAAUCAGUUGCUCUCGCAAGAUGUAUUUGGGGGACAAAAGAUUCCUGCGUCAGUUUCCGCACCUCCUGGCACUGGGGACUCUCAUGUUGCUGGCCACAGCCAUGCUGAAGUACAGCCGUUGGCAGUGUGACCCCAGCUAUCUGGAGAGGGACACUACGGACCCCCGAGGUCAGUUCUGCAAGGACCAGUUCUACCAGUCCGUGAGGCUCUCCCCCAUGGAGAACAUCAGUUGCUCUGGGAUCAGCAGAGGGGACAUUAAGGCUAUGGAGGACGCUCUGGUGAGCAGGUUGCAAUGGAAGAGCAAACGGUUAGCCUUAGAUGAGAUGUUCUACUUGAACCUAACCAAGGAUUGUCAGAACUUCAAAGAAAGGAGAAGAUUUGUUGGGUUCUACCUGAGCGAAGAGGAAGAAAACUUCCCUAUUGCUUAUUCCAUGGUGAUCCAUGAGAAUAUCGAGAUGUUUGAAAGGUUACUGAGAUCCAUCUUUGCUCCUCAGAAUGUAUACUGUGUCCAUGUGGACAGAAAAUCUCCUGAACUUUUCCAAAAAGCCGUUCGGGCCAUUGCCUCCUGCUUCGACAAUGUUUUUCUGGCUUCUAAGCAGGAGAGUGUGGUGUAUGCCUCUUGGUCGAGGGUCCAAGCCGACCUGAACUGCAUGAAGGACCUGCUUCAAAGCAAGGUGCAUUGGAGGUACCUCCUGAACACCUGUGGGACCGAUUUCCCUAUCAAGACGAACACAGAGAUCGUCAGAGCCCUAAAACUGCUGAACGGGAAAAACAACAUGGAAUCCGAGAAACCUUCGUCCUAUAAAAGGAACCGCUGGAAAUACCACCACGAAGUGACCAAUGCCAUCGUUCAGACCAAGGUGACAAAGAGCCCCCCUCCCCAAAACUCCCCCAUGUUCACUGGCAACGCCUACAUUGUGGUCACCAGGGAGUUUGUCCAGCAUCUCUUCACAGACCCGAGCGCAAGACGCUUGAUCGAGUGGUCCAAAGACACCUACAGCCCUGAUGAGCAUCUCUGGGCUACCUUGCAUCGCAUGCCAGAGGUGCCAGGCUCGGUUCCUUCUAGCGACAAAUUUGAUCUCACAGACAUGAAUGCCAUUGCCCGGGUGGUGAAGUGGGCCUACAGCGAAGGGGACGUCAGCAAGGGAGCCCCUUACCCCCAGUGUACCGGAGCCUACAAGCGGGCGGUCUGCGUCUAUGGAUUUGGAGACCUCCGCUGGCUACUCUCACAGCACCACCUGUUCGCCAACAAGUUCGACCCCAGCGUGGAUGACUACGUCAUCCAGUGUCUGGAAGAGUAUCUGCGCCACAAGGCCAUCUAUCAAAAGCCCCUUUGAGCACGGCCCACCACAUCCAUCAAGAGAGAGAGAGACAAGGGGAUCCCUCUGACAGCAGGAGAGACAAACUGUGGGUCAAUCCGAUGGGCCGGACUUCGCGCCCUAGGAGACCUUCAGCCUUCCGAAGGCCUUUAUGGGCCUAGAUCUGACAUUCAGGGACAUUGCAAACCACAAGGUACGGAGAUCGUUUUUCCCUCCAGAGGUGGAAGGGGGUGGAAGGGGACUUGCGCAACCCGACUUGUUCAGUUUCCGCAAAACUGGCAGUGUGAGUUAGAUUUAUGAGUCACUCUCCUGCCCUGCGUUGCAUUUCCUUGUGGAAAAAAUGUGUGUCUGAUGAACAAAUGUAUUUGGACUCUGUCCUUCUAUAUUUUUAAGGGAUAUUGGAAAGGAGACGGUGGAAUUUGAUCAUUCGUUUCCCGUAUGUGGGAAAUACACAGCUGUGAUAAUUGUGCUGCGCUGAACGGGUAAGAGGGACUGUUUGGGAAGGCGUUCAUCCAGACCCCUCUUCUUCCUCCUCCUCCUCCUCCCCCCCCACCCCUUUACAGCCUCCAGGGCACUGGAUUUGCAUCCAGCUUACUGUGUAAGCAAAUUGGCAUCUCAUUUCUCAACACAGCUCUGCGUUUCGCUCAAUUUUCAUUUCCAAGUGGCAUCCAGUGUCAAAAGAAUAUCUUCCUUUUUAAGUUCUCUAGGAAGGCUCAUGAGCUGUCUGCUUCUUGGUGAUAAGACUCUGCACAAGCCAGAAUGCUUUCUUGCGUGCCCCAGGUCAUACAGAUCCUGCCAGCUUAUAAUGCCAGUCUGUUCUUGCCAGGGUUGCCCGUCCCCCUCCUUGGCCAAAAAGCCCUCCUUUCAGCAAGUGCUAAGGUUUUCUUAGGUUUUUAUUCCCCACUGAUUAGAUGAUGUUCCUUUAGCUAUCUGGGGAAUCCUGGGCAUUGAAGUUUUAUUUUUAUUUUUUUUUUAUUAGUCAUAUUUCUAUGCCGCCCACUCUCCGAGGACUCUGGGCGGCUUACACCAAAUACAUUAUACUAAAUAGCAUAUUGCCCCCAACAAUCUGGGUCCUCAUUUUACCCACCUCAGAAGGAUGGAAGGCUGAGUCAACCUUGAGCCGGUGAGAUUUGAUCCGCUGAUCUGCUGAACUAGCAGUCAGCUGAAGUAGCUGCAGUACUCUAACCAUUGCACCACCUCGGCUCAUAGUCCACUCUUUUUAAAGCAUGCUUCUGAGAAUUGGUUAGAUAGAAACUAACAAAGGAGAGAAGCAACCGAGAACUAAGGAGAAACGUCCUGACAGAACAAUUGAUCAGUGGAACUACUUGCCUCCAGAAGUUGUGGGUGUUCCAUCACUGAAGGCUUUUAAGAAGAGAUUGGACAAACAUUUGUCUGAAAUUGGACAGGGUUUCGUGCCUGAGCAGGCGGUUGGACUAGAAGACCUCUAAGGUCCCUUCCAACUCUAUUAUUCUGAAUUCUGCAUUGAAGUCCACCUCUCUUAAAGCAUACUGGCUGGGAAAUUCUGGGAGUUGAAGUCCACCCAUCUUCAAGUUGACACGGUUCAGAAACACGGGGCUAAGUCUAGCUUUUAAACCAGCUUCCACAUUCAGAUUGUCCUAACACAAGCCAAGAAGAUCGGAUGGGUGUACGAGCUAGUUGGGGAGAGAACAUUUGUAGGGAUGAUGGGAAGUGUAGUCCAAUACAUCUGGUGGACCUCAGAUUAAAGAGGAAUAUGACACAGAGCCUUUUGUUGAAUUCUGCUCUUUGUCUCUAUUUCUCAGUGGUGUUUAUAGAUGCUACAAUGUGCCAUGAUGUAAGGAAGGUGCUCGAAUACGUUUUAGGAUUGCCAAUGAAGCCCUACAUAUUUCCAUGUAUGUAACUCCAGGGUCUAAUGUCACACCGGGUUUCCAGGGGUUUAUUUAUGGAUGUGCCAAUGUUUGUGUGUCUACAUUCAAAAAGGCCACGCUGUUAAAAAAAAUUCAGAAUAAACUAAAGCACAGUUUC